Molecule: messenger RNA, 6273 nt
Organism: Phyllostomus discolor (pale spear-nosed bat)
Lineage: Eukaryota; Metazoa; Chordata; Mammalia; Chiroptera; Phyllostomidae
Gene: PALLD
Product: palladin, cytoskeletal associated protein
Exons: 21
Coding region: 70-4260 (1396 amino acids)
Biological process (GO): homophilic cell-cell adhesion; axon guidance; dendrite self-avoidance
Cellular component (GO): axon; plasma membrane
Molecular function (GO): cell-cell adhesion mediator activity
Source: RefSeq, a predicted model, not a curated record
AAACUGACAUCCAGUGCCUCUAGCCUUCGUGUUGAGAGCAGACAAAGAGUGUAUGAAGACUUUUCAAAUAUGUCAGAGACUUCCUCCCAUGACUCCUUCUAUGAUUCCCUAUCAGACAUGCAGGAAGAAAGCAAGAAUGCUGACUGCUUCCCUGAGCUGUCUGCUUUUCUCAGCCAGGAGGAGAUAAGCAAGAGCCUUGACCUGGCCCGGAGAGCUAUAGCCAACUCGGAGACAGAAGACUUUGACUCAGAAAAGGAGAUCUCACAGAUUUUCAAUACCUCUCCCGUAAGCUUCUGUGAAAAUUCUUCCCGAAAGGAGACCAAAUUGGGUGAGCCAGCCUCCUCAGGAAGACCUCUGGAUAAGAGGCCAGAAACACAGACUGAGCACACCUCCUCACCUGGUUCAAAGAGGAAACCUGCCACCUCACCCCUGCUUGCCAGGCCCAGCUAUAUCCGGAGCCUGCGGAAGGCUGAAAAACGAGGUGCUAAAAUUCCCAAUGCAGGGGUGAAGCCUAAACCGGCAUGUCAAGGUAAGUCUGGCCCCCAGAGCCAGCUGUGUGAUAAGGCGGCUAAUUUCAUCGAGGAGCUGACAUCUAUAUUUAAAGAAGCGUCAAAGCCAAGGAGCAGAAGCCCCAAUGGGGAGUCAUCUUCACCAGACAGUGGCUACCUGUCUCCUAAAAAUCAGCCGUCAGCCCUGAUGAGUGUCUCUGCCAGCCAGAGUCCCACUGAAGACCAACAAGAAAUGGAAGCAGAGAUGAAGUUACCUGAGGCCAGGCACUGCUACCAAGCAGACCAGGACGAGGCAGUGCCGGGCAAUAGCAUCUCUCACCCCCAGCCCCAGAACGCACUCCUCUUCCCAUCAGCUCCUCGGUUUAUCCAGAAGCUGCGGAGCCAAGAAGUGGCAGAAGGAAGUAGAGUUUACCUGGAGUGCAGAGUCACUGGAAACCCAACACCUCGAGUCAGAUGGUUCUGUGAGGGGAAGGAGCUACAUAACACUCCCGAUAUUCAGAUCCACUGUGAGGGUGGGGACCGCCACACCCUGGUCAUCGCAGAGGCCUUUGAGGACGACACAGGUCGCUACACCUGUCUGGCUACGAACCCCAGCGGCUCAGACACAACGUCUGCGGAGGUGUUCAUUGAAGGUGCCAGUUCAACAGAUUCUGACAGUGAAAGUUUAGCUUUCCUCUCAAAACCUGGAGCGAUGCCACAAGCUCAGAAGAAAACAACCUCUGUGUCCCUGACAAUAGGAUCAUCAUCUCCAAAGACAGGCGUGACCACAGCUGUGAUCCAGCCUCUGUCUGUCCCUGUGCAGCAGGUCCACAGUCCAACCUCAUAUCUCUGCAGACCUGAUGGAACCACUUCUGCCUACUUUCCUCCUGUUUUUACAAAGGAACUGCAGAACACAGCGGCGUCCGAGGGCCAGGUGGUGGUCCUGGAGUGCAGGGUCCGCGGAGCCCCGCCUCUGCGGGUCAAGUGGUUCCGACAAGGGAGCGAGAUCCAGGACUCUCCAGACUUCCGCAUUCUGCAGAAAAAACCCAGAUCUACAGCUGAACCUGAGGAGAUCUGUACCCUAGUCAUCGCUGAGACUUUCCCUGAAGAUGCAGGGAUCUUUAUGUGCUCUGCAAGGAAUGAUUAUGGAUCAGUAACCAGCACUGCCCAGCUGGUUGUCACCCCAGCCAAUUCUGAGAACUGUAGCUACGACUCCAUGGGCGACUCCAACAACGAUCACUUCCAGCACUUUCCACCUCCUCCUCCAAUCUUGGAGACAAGUCCCUUUGAGUUGGCUUCGAAGAAGUCAGCCGAGAUCCAGCAGGUGAACAGCCCAGAGUUGGGACUUGGCAUGGCAGCCCUUCAAAUGCCAUUCAACUCCGCUGAGAGGGAGACCAACGGAGUCCAUCCUGGCCAUGGAGUAAACGGAAUGAUUAACGGCAAAGCUAACGGUAAUAAAUCUCUUCCAACACCAGCUGUCCUGCUUUCACCCACAAAGGAGCCACCACCUCUGCUUGCCAAACCAAAACUGGACCCUCUGAAAAUCCAGCAACUGCAGAACCAGAUCCGCCUGGAGCAGGAAGCCAGCGCACGGCACCCCGCAACCGGUGCCCCACGCAGCGCACCGCCCUCGCCACCCUUCCCACCGCCACCCGCCUUCCCCGAGCUCGCGGCCUGCGCGUCGCCUGCGGCCCCGGAGCCCAUGAGCGCGCUCACCUCCCGAGCCACCCCCACCAUGCAGUCCACCGGCUCCUUCAACUACGCGCGCCCCAAGCAGUUCAUCGCUGCGCAGAACCUGGGCCCAGCGUCCAGCCACGGCACGCCAGCCUCCAGUCCCAGCUCCUCCAGCCUCCCGUCGCCCAUGUCCCCAACUCCGAAGCAUUUUGGUCGCUCAGCCGCACCCCCCUUCACGCAGCCCUUUGGCUCUGAGGCCGAGGCCUCAUGGGGUUCAUCCUCACCAUCACCCCCGCCACCACCACCCCCAGUCUUCAGCCCCACCACGGCCUUCUCGGUGCCCGACGUGUUCCCGCUGCCACCUCCGCCACCACCUCUGCCGAGCUCGGCCCCGGCCUCCCACUGCGCCUCCCCCUCGGCCCGCUUCGGCCACAGCCAGACGCCCGCAGCCUUCCUCAGCGCCUUGCUGCCCUCGCAGCCGCCACCAGUUGCGGUCAACGCCCUAGGCCUGCCCAAGGGCGUCACCCCCGCGGGAUUUCCAAAGAAAGCCAACAGAACUGCUAGAAUAGCCUCUGAUGAGGAGAUUCAAGGCACAAAGGAUGCUGUCAUUCAAGACCUGGAACGAAAACUUCGCUUCAAGGAGGACCUCCUGAACAAUGGCCAGCCGAGGUUAACCUACGAAGAAAGGAUGGCUCGCCGAUUACUAGGUGCUGACAGUGCAACUGUCUUCAACAUCCAGGAGCCAGAGGAGGAAACAGCUAAUCAGGAAACUGAGUCUUCUCAUGCUUCCGUAGGGAGUCCUCUGGAUGGUCAAAAGGAAUACAAAGUCUCCAGCUGUGAACAGAGACUCAUCAGUGAAAUCGAGUACAGGCUAGAAAGGUCUCCUGUGGAUGAAUCAGGUGAUGAAGUUCAAUAUGGGGACGUGCCUGUGGAAAACGGAGUGGCGCCGUUCUUCGAGACGAAGCUAAAACAUUACAAGAUCUUUGAGGGAAUGCCUGUGACUUUCACAUGCAAAGUGACUGGGAAUCCAAAGCCAAAGAUCUAUUGGUUUAAAGAUGGAAAGCAGAUCUCUCCAAAGAAUGAUCACUACAGCAUUCAGAGAGACCUCGACGGGACCUGCUCCCUCCACACCACAGCCUCCACCCUGGACGACGAUGGGAACUACACGAUCAUGGCCGCAAACCCUCAGGGCCGCGUCAGCUGCACUGGACGGCUGAUGGUACAGGCUGUCAACCAACGAGGUCGCAGUCCCCGCUCUCCCUCAGGCCAUCCUCAUGUCAGAAGGCCUCGCUCUAGAUCAAGGGACAGUGGGGAUGAAAACGAACCCAUCCAGGAGCGGUUCUUCAGACCCCACUUCCUGCAGGCGCCUGGAGAUCUGACUGUGCAAGAAGGAAAACUCUGCAGGAUGGACUGCAAAGUCAGUGGGUUACCAACCCCAGAUCUAACCUGGCAACUAGAUGGAAAACCCAUCCGCCCUGACAGUGCCCACAAGAUGCUCGUGCGUGAGAACGGGGUGCACUCCCUGAUCAUUGAGCCGGUCGCGUCUCGCGACGCUGGCAUCUACACGUGCAUAGCCACCAACCGAGCGGGGCAGAACUCAUUCAGCCUGGAGCUUGUGGUUGCAGCUAAAGAAGCACACAAGCCCCCCGUGUUUAUUGAGAAGCUGCAAAACACAGGAGUUGCAGAUGGGUACCCAGUGCGACUGGAAUGCCGUGUUUUAGGGGUGCCACCGCCUCAGAUAUUUUGGAAGAAAGAAAAUGAAUCGCUCACACACAGCACUGACCGCGUGAGCAUGCACCAGGAUAAUCACGGCUACAUCUGCCUGCUCAUUCAGGGAGCCACAAAGGAAGACGCCGGGUGGUACACAGUGUCAGCCAAGAACGAGGCCGGGAUCGUGUCCUGCACUGCCAGACUGGACGUUUACACCCAGUGGCAUCAGCAGCCACAGAGCACCAAGCCAAAAAAAGUACGCCCCUCAGCCAGCCGCUAUGCAGCACUUUCGGACCAGGGACUAGACAUCAAAGCAGCGUUCCAGCCUGAAGCCAACCCGUCUCACCUGACACUGAACUCCGGCCUAGUAGAAAGUGAGGACCUGUAAUCCAGCGCCCUUGUCAAAGCUCAAACACUGAAACGGCCGUGCCUUGACCAACAUAUUCCUUUGUCACACUACGUAAAAGGCAAAAACAUACGUUUGACUGCAAGAAAUAAAAAACAACAAAAUAUUUUUCUUACUUGAUAUACCAAACUUAGAGUUGAAGUAGGAGAUGCUAAUAGAAAUGUACACAUUGCACAGGAAAGUCACAUUCAUCAUCCAAUUUAAAACUCUUGAACUGCUGUGAUUAAAGUGGUCUGAAAUGCCAAAAUGCUAAAGGAAACCGACGUUCAAAGGUAACCACAAUCUGUAUUAUCCAAAGUGCCUUUAAACACUAGCAUUAGGUGCUACACACAGCACGACAGUGUGGAAUACUUGACAUGAGGCAGUUGUACCACAAAUAACACUAAAAUGAUUCUUACAUGGCAGUGUAUUCAGACAGCUACAGUGAACCAAGUGCAAUAUGUAAGGAUGAAAAAGAGGAAAGUAAAUCCAAAGUAAAAAGGAAAUCCAAGUAAAUGCCUUGCCAUUGCAAAUGGCUUUAUAUGAAAUCAUAAGGAAGGAAUUACUUGCCUUAAAUUUUAAUAAUAUCAAGAGUUCUCUAACAAGGGUAACACCUUAGUGCUUAACCUUUUUUUAUGUGUUGUAUUUUCUUUUCAUGCUACCUUGGUAGAAAGCUUAUUUACAAACCAUAUUCAAAGGCUAAUUUAAAUAUAAGUAAUAUAAAGUAUUCUGAAUAGAGCAGAAAUAUAUUCCAGUCCAUUCCAGGAAAGGCAUCCAAACCACCCAAAUGACCAAGGCAUACAGAAUCGGGAGGAAACAGGGGUUUGGAAGGGGUAGAGGAGAAUGAAGGAAAAUGCUACCAGCAUACUUACUACAUUGUAGUCAUUUCGAUAAAAGAGGCGGCGGGAGACAUGCAAAAGGCCAGGCUUUUCUUCGGUUUUCUUGAAAAUUAACCUAACACUGUGAUUCACAAGUCAGGGAAUCUAGGGUCAGCUGGAAGUUAGAGCACGUGUGCUGUGGAAAUUCUAGUGUGUCUGGAGCUUGUGUCGUAGCUGAAGACUUUAGAUGUUCAGAGCAAGUCGAAAGCGGGCUGGGACUGCAAGGCUGGCAGGAGUGCGGCGCUGCCUGCAGCGUGCGGUCUCCUCGAGGGAAAUGCAGUCUUAGGAGAGACAGAAACAGGUCUGUGCCGUGAUGUAGUUUUUUCAAUGGCGCCAAGAUACGGUGAAUGGAAAAUAUCGGUUCACAUCCCUGCUGCCAUGAAACCUUACUUUAAGAAGGUGCUGUGUUCUGAGUAGUGUACAAAGGUAUCUCAGCAAAGACUGACUUUUAAAUGCGUAUGAUUCUGCAUCAGCCAGACUGAGUUGAUUCUGACCAGACUUGAUGGUUUUAAGUCGGAACCAAUAAACUUUAAAAAGGAGAAAAAACAAUUUGGCCUAAUAUUAUAAAACAUGAGGCUUCAAUGGUACUUUGCUAUGAAAAGAAAACACUGUAUUCCUUAUGCAAAACACAUAUAUCUUUCAUUAUUUAUAAUAAAAAUGUUGAACUCUUCUUAGCUCAGUUAUUCGAUUCAUUAUGUAGUAUUUUUAAAGUAAUUUUAUAUCUGUGUACCACCCCAUAUAUUUCAUAUUACUGCUUCACAUGUACAGCUUUCUACUUCCUUGUAAGAACACCAACCAGGUUUUAAAUGAUUAACAGGCUUGAGCACUGGGUGGCAGGUGUUCUAUGCAAACUGGUAUAAGUUUCUAUGACCACAGUUCUAUGCAUUACCAAUGUGGAAUUUAAGAUACCACACAAAGUCCCUCGUGGACCUAUCUAUAUUGUAUUAUGACUCAUGUCAUAUCUUACUUGCCAAAUUUUUCUGAAACUUUUUUCGCUAAUUUGCUGGGUUUGGGAUUAAGUAGCAUUAUUUUGCCACCUUUUAUGUUGUAUUUAUAAAAAAAUAGUACUAUCAUACUACUUUGGAUUGUUGUGCUGGUGUAAUGUGGAUUUAACAUCAAUAAAUAUUUAACAAAUAAC